Molecule: messenger RNA, 1525 nt
Organism: Neltuma alba
Lineage: Eukaryota; Viridiplantae; Streptophyta; Magnoliopsida; Fabales; Fabaceae
Product: equilibrative nucleotide transporter 8-like
Exons: 2
Coding region: 119-1393 (424 amino acids)
Biological process (GO): nucleoside transmembrane transport
Cellular component (GO): plasma membrane
Molecular function (GO): nucleoside transmembrane transporter activity
Source: RefSeq, a predicted model, not a curated record
ACGACCAUCUCUUCUAAGUUCUAAUCACAAACGUCAACCAACUUGUCUCUCUCUCUCUCUCUCUCUUAUUAUAUCACAUGCAAUGCCUCAAAUCAUGUCCAACUAAUUACACAUCGAGAUGAAGCUGAUGAAGAUGGAACUCCCUGUGAAGAAACCGUCGUCUGAGUCUGAUCAUCAUCAUCAUCACGGCGGCGCCGUUCAAGACCCGUUCAGAUUUGCCUACAUCAUUCACUUCUUCCUCGGCGCCGGAAACUUGCUGCCUUGGAAUGCCUUGAUCACCGCCGUCGAUUAUUUCGCCUACCUCUAUCCAACGAAGCACAUUGAGAAGGUUUUCUCUGUGGCUUACAUGGCCUCGUCCGUGCUGGUUCUUGUUUUGAUGAUGAGUUGGCCUAGAGUUUGGAGUAGGAUGAGCUUGAGGUUGAGGAUGAACCUGGGGUUUUCCUUGUUCGUUUUGUCUCUCAUGGUGCCUCCUGUGAUUGACUGGGCUUCUGCAGCGGCCACCGCCGGGGGCUCGAGGCCGAGCGGGGCAUACGGGUUGACUGUUGCGGCGGUGGUUAUUUGUGGGUUAGCUGAUGGGUUGGUCGGAGGAAGUCUGGUUGGUUCUGCUGGGAAGCUGCCUAAACAGUAUAUGCAAGCUGUUUUUGCUGGAACUGCUUCCUCUGGCAUUAUAAUUUCAAUCUUGAGGAUUAUAACAAAGGCCUCACUUCCUCAAACACCAAAAGGCCUUCAAACAAGCGCCCACUUAUACUUCAUCGUCGCCACCAUCUUCCUCUUCUUCUGCAUAAUCUUCUGCAACUUGCUGUUCAAGUUGCCGGUCAUGCAACAGUACUAUCACCACCACAGCCUUCUCCCGGAAGCAGCCGCCGGCAACAACGGCGAGAACUCGUCAUAUUCUUUAGCGCCGAAAUUCUGGGCCGUCGCGGGGAAGAUCCGGGGUCACGCUUUUGGAAUCUUUAUAAUCUACGUAGUGACUCUCUCCAUCUUCCCAGGAUUCAUUGCAGAAGAUCUUGUAUCAGAGUUGUUCAAGGAUUGGUACCCUAUUUUGCUCAUAUCAGUUUACAAUAUAGCAGAUCUUAUGGGAAAGUGUUUGACUGCGUUUUACGUUGUGAAAUCGAUCAAAACGGCAGCGUGGGCUUCCAUUUCUAGGCUUUUGUUCUAUCCACUGUUCAUAGUUUGUCUUCAUGGACCUAGGUGGCUGAGAUCAGAGGGGCCAAUUGUGGUGCUGACUUUUGUGCUUGGACUGACCAAUGGAUUCUUGACAAGUGGCCUUAUGAUUGUAGCACCAAAGCAUGUGCAGCCGUCGGAAUCUGAGUUAAGCGCCAUCGUGAUGAUCGUUUUUCUCGGGUUUGGGUUGGUGGGCGGGUCGGUUCUUGGGUGGAUCUGGUUAAUAUGAGCCCAAUUUUUGUUUCUUAUUUGUGAGGUUAUUACUCUUGGAGGUGGGGAACUCUGAUGUAUGCACUUAGGAUGACUGAUCAUUGAUGAGUGAUAAGUUUGUUUUGAUGAAUCAUGAAGAUGCUUUUUGAAA